Molecule: messenger RNA, 678 nt
Organism: Fulvia fulva
Lineage: Eukaryota; Fungi; Ascomycota; Dothideomycetes; Mycosphaerellales; Mycosphaerellaceae
Exons: 3
Coding region: 1-678 (225 amino acids)
Molecular function (GO): peroxidase activity
Source: RefSeq, a predicted model, not a curated record
AUGAAGGCGUCGAUACUCAGCCUCGGGCUGUUGGCCGGCACUGCCUUGGCCUUUCCACAGGACAUGGACUCCAUGACCGAAGCCCUGCGGGAGAACGCACUUGCGCAGCUUGCGCAGAAAGAUCAGGCCGCCUUCACUUUCAUCUACCGCUUCAUGAGCAAUAAGUCCGCAGAGUACCCAUCUGGAGUCCUCAACAGGAACGUCAUCAAGAGCUUCAUGUCUAUUCGGCAAGGAUCCGACGGUUCCCUAACUUGGGUGCCUGGUAAUGAGAGAAUCCCUGAUGAUUGGUACAAGCGCAACCCGUCAGACGAGUACAGCGUACCUUAUUUCGAGUCGGACAUCCUAUACUUCGCCCAGACUGUACCGGAAGUGCUUCAGCUUCAACAGAAUCAGUCCCGAGGCAUCACAAACGGCGCCUACACCACCGGACAGGUCGCUAGCAACCCGAUCUGCUUCGCAUCAGAGUUUACGAAGGCUUCGCUGCCUGGUAUCACUGGACUACCACUCACAAACCCUCUACUGAGUCCGCUGGUCAAUGCUCUCAAUGCUGUCACUGGUCCACUGAACUGUGCUGCAAUUGGCAGCGUCAACCAGACGGCUUUCGCUGCUUGCCCUGGGUUCUCAUUGUACGGUGGUACCAGAGGUCCUGUUGCUCCUGGAGCUAUUCAGACCCCAUAG